AUGUCUACAUAUGAAGAGGAACAUGGAAUACAACAAAAUUCAAGAGCCACUCAAGAAAUAGGAGAAAAUUCACAAGAAGAGCAGAGAAGACAGGUUAGGUCCCAACUACAGGGUUUAUUCCAAAAUUUUGGUAGCUCUGGGGGUGAAGGGAAUAGAUAUUCUGAUUCAACAUUACUCUUACAAUUAUUGUCGCAGUUGCUUCCAGAAUCAUUACAGGAAGAAUGGCUGCAAGAAAUGGAUAAAGGCAAGAAUGCAGGCUGUCCGGAUAGUUUUGCAUCGUCUUUACCACGGAUCAACAAAAGAAAACUCAAGGUCACUGACAACUGCUCUAUUUGCUAUACUAAUUAUUUAGAAGAUGAGUACCCCUUAGUAGUUGAAUUACCACAUUGCCAUCACAAAUUUGAUUUGGAGUGCCUAUCUGUUUGGCUUUCUCGAAGUACAACCUGUCCACUAUGUAGGGAUGAUGUUAUGGGCCACCGAAUCAUCAACGAAAUUGAUACAACGGAAGCAGAAUUAGAAGAAGAUUGGGGUAUGUACGGUUAG
This is a messenger RNA of Saccharomyces mikatae IFO 1815, 543 nucleotides long. RefSeq lists its product as uncharacterized. The coding region runs from base 1 to 543 and encodes 180 amino acids. NCBI's taxonomy places the organism in Eukaryota, Fungi, Ascomycota, Saccharomycetes, Saccharomycetales, Saccharomycetaceae. The record is from RefSeq and is a predicted model, not a curated record. The transcript has 2 exons.